Cyprinodon variegatus (sheepshead minnow) is the source of this 1916-nucleotide messenger RNA. It is a transcript of the gene ankrd61, whose product is annotated as ankyrin repeat domain 61. The transcript has a single exon. Gene Ontology annotation, molecular function: protein binding. Lineage: Eukaryota; Metazoa; Chordata; Actinopteri; Cyprinodontiformes; Cyprinodontidae. The record is from RefSeq and is a predicted model, not a curated record. Bases 140 to 718 code for a protein of 192 amino acids.
UUUUUGCUUGCUAGAAUAGUGCAAUACAAGUUACUCCUUAUUACACAUAAAAUUGAAUUUGCUCGGUUGGUUCAUUUCUUAAAUGUAGUGAAGUCUUGAAGAUUGUAGUUUUCAUAACUUUUUUUAUUUUCCAAAGAGGAUGCAGCAGUCUGGGAACACUCCUCUGCAUAUUGCCGUAGUUGCUGUGAUGACAAAGAGCACUAAAAUCCUGGAGGAGGACAUCAGCUGCAUCUCUGAGCUGUUGGAGCAUGGAGCGAAUGCAAACACCAUAAACAAGGCGGGGAUGUCACCAUUGCAUCAAGCAUGCAGCCUUGGCAAUGAGGAGCUGCUGGAUCUGCUGCUAAGAUACGGAGCUAGCGUCAAUAAACUGAGCGGAGCAGGCGAGAGCUGUCUGUUUCUGUUUCUGGACCAGCGACCUAAUCUGAGGAACAACUCUCUCCUGAUGAAACUGCUUAGUCUGAGCUCCCCGCUCACAGUCUGCAACCAGAACGGCUGCUUACCUUCAACCUUAAAUCAACAAUGUUUCCUCAAACAGAGACGACAACUGUUCAACCUAACUCAGCAGCCAAAGAGGCUUCAGGAUAUUUGCAAAAGUCAGAUCUAUCUGAAAUAUAUCAGAGGACGACAGAAAGAACUUCAAAAAAUCCUUCCUGAAAGCUUGUAUGCUUUUGUCUUUAACCAGUGGGAGAUCAAAAACCUUUCCUUUGUGGUCGACUGAAAUUGAUUUUCCUCAAAAAAUAAAAUCAUCUAUAGGAAGGUGAUCUCCUGUUUAUCCAGAAUCCUUUCCUCAGAGAGCUCAAGCCUUAUUUAUAGGAAACAAAAUCAUCUCUACAGCUUCAGCUCAUUGAAGGAAUACAGUAAAUACCGCUUUAUGCAAAAAUAAAACAUGUUUGCUUGAUCUGUUUGCACCUUUUUGUUCUCUAAAAGAGCCAACUUCUUAUCAACUGUCACAGAUCCCCCAGCCUCACAGUAGUGACUGUAGAAGACCCAGAUUUGAUCCAGAACCAGGAGACCACAGAGGCCAUCUGAACUCAGACCCACCAAAAGCCUUUGCUAAGCUUUUCUAAGCUUUAGAGAAGCUGCAGUUUUCCAAAACGAAGAUCAACAUAGUGUGAUCAUUUCCUGCGUUUACUGUUGUUUAAAGGAUGCAAGGUGGUAGGGCAGGGUGAUAAACCGGUGGUCUGUCAGCUCAGCAUACCGCAUCAGGCCAGCAUACCCAUAAUAAUACACACGUGCACGCCUAUUACUGCACAAAGUCAAGACCGCAUGGAAGAGCCAUCAGAUCGCCAUACCCUUCAAAAAACACCAAAAAGUAGUCAUUAAUUAUUUUUUUUUUUGGACACGAGUAAAAAGGAUAGUUUAAAGUGUAUUUAUCGUAAUAAGCUUAAGAGAUACUGAGGUAGCUUAAAGUUUAUUUAGAGAAGGGUCUACUGCCAUCUACUAAACGCGUCCCAUACUAAACACACGUCCCGCCCCGCUAAUGGAGGAUACUGAUUUGGACAUUACGUCAUCUUGGAUUCAGAGGCUUGGCGGAGAAGAAGGAAGAUUAAUUAAAGUGAAUCAAACGUGAGCAAGAUGCCUGCUAGUAACUUGGCCCAUAAAAAAGUUAGAGUAAUCUUGUUCAAUGUUGGGAUUAAAGGAGUAGAUCAUUCCAUGAUCAAAAUGCUGUACUAUUUUACCAAGUAUUUUAUUUUCUUAUAUCAUAUCAUUUUCCAGGUAUUUCUAAGUUAAUUAAAUAAAACAGCAUGAUUGGCUGUAAGGAGAGCGGAGACAGAGGACACUAUGUAAUGCGUAUUAAUAAGGGUAUUCUGGCCUGAUGGGGUAUGCUAGCAUAUGUGUUUUCAAAUGUGUAUGUGUUUUAUCCACCUGGAUCUCCGCUCUUUUUGGCCCUCAUGUCCCUCCGUCGUCGGACUAAA